This is a messenger RNA of Clonostachys byssicola, 966 nucleotides long. The record is from the annotation of a GenBank genome assembly. NCBI's taxonomy places the organism in Eukaryota, Fungi, Ascomycota, Sordariomycetes, Hypocreales, Bionectriaceae.
AUGCUAAGAGAUAUACUCGCUAGGUGGUACCCUUUCGCGGAAUGGAAUAAGCUUCGCGCUGUUGCCCUCUUUUGCGUGUGGCUUUUUGUUUGGGACGACGAGAUUGACAUGAGUGAAGGCCAGUUUCACGGAGACUUCGAGAAGGCGCAAGCCAAUUUUCAGUCAACUCUUGAAUUCACUCGUUGGGCAUUGGGCCUUGAUAGUAGUGAGAGUCAGCAGCCUGACGAGGAGGUCGGAGAAGGCAUUCCAUGCUCUACCAUAACAAGAGGUCUAUUUGGUGCGUUUGGCGCCCUGUUCCGCCAGGAUGCAGCUCAAGAAACCAAAGAGCGUCUGUACCGCGAGAUCGAAUUUUACAUCGGUCAAGUGGCUAAGGAGCAUGGGGUUAAUAUCCGUCGACAAAUUUUGUCUACGGAUGAUUAUCUUGAUAUCCGACUAGGAACUUCUGGAUCCUACACCUUGACGGCCUUUCUCGAUUACACGACCAGCACCAGUAUUCCCUCGUUUAUUAUGGAAUCGGAGGAAAUGAAGUCUCUCAGAUAUGAGGAGAAUAUCAUGACAAUCCUCAUAAACGACAUAUAUUCAUUGAAGAAAGAGAUGGUACCCAAAUUCCCUAGCCGUAUGCCAUUCAGUUUACGAGUUAACUCGCUGCAGAAGUACGGUGUUCUGACGAGCAUGCUGCCGAUCGAAUAUAAUGCCUCUGACCAUAAAGAUCUUAGCCGGAUCAUGAAUCAAACCAUGACAAGGAUGGAGCAGUCAUCCAAAGCAUUUGAUGAAGCGGCUAAAGAGCUUAAAAAGAUGGCGAGGUCAGGACGUUAUGAUGAUGACACGAUCGUGGAAGGCCUAAGCAGCUGGAUAGCAAACAGCCGAACGCUUUUGACGGGCUGUCUGGAGUACCACUUGAAGACCAAAAGGUACAGUAUGGACUCUUACCUACAAUCCGAUGGCACUGUCAACCUCACUCUAUAA